Messenger RNA from Penicillium atrosanguineum, 369 nucleotides. RefSeq lists its product as uncharacterized. The record is from RefSeq and is a predicted model, not a curated record. Lineage: Eukaryota; Fungi; Ascomycota; Eurotiomycetes; Eurotiales; Aspergillaceae. Bases 1 to 369 code for a protein of 122 amino acids. The transcript is spliced from 5 exons.
AUGAGCGGCCCUGGCGAAAACAGAUGGCGCGGCGGGCCCAGUCGCCAAUCAUCGCAACGCCACUCCAACAAUGGCAACCGGGGAGGUCCUCGCAAUGAAAAUGCGUCUCCUGCUGCCUCUGGGCCAGCACAAGAACAGCAUGUUCCCGUUCGGGGCUUCAAUGCUGCGGAGGCCAAGUGCCUUCUGAAGAGAGCCCCUGGAGAAUCGAAAGCUACUUUCUACAAGCCCGCCGGAAAGGACAACAACCAACGAUCUGGUAGCCCUUGGGGCUCGAAGCAGAAUACCAUGGCGAACGGGAAGGACUUCUUCCUCGAGCUUCGGAAACAAGUCGCUUCGUUGCAACGAACGGGCCCUCCUGUCGGCGGCUGA